AUGUUGAAAGUGAGAAAUAAUAGCAGUUGGUGUAGGAUUGCAAAUUGUAAAAUUGAAAUUACUAACCUUAUAAACAAAAAAAUUAGAAUUAGAAUAUUUAAUAUUGAUAAUAUAAAUAGUGAUUUAUUAGAAUUAGAUGAAGUAAAUAAGCCUGUACCUAAUAUUAUUAUAAAGGAUGCUGAUAUUGAAAAUAGUAAUACACUUAAUCUUAAACUUGUUAGUAAUGAUCAAAAUGUAGGGCAUAAGCAAAGUCAUGUAAUAGUUACAUUUUAUCUAUUAAAUGAUAUUGAAAAUACUUUAAAACCAGAAAAUCAAUAUUGGUAA
Messenger RNA from Cetraspora pellucida, 324 nucleotides. The record is from the annotation of a GenBank genome assembly. Lineage: Eukaryota; Fungi; Glomeromycota; Glomeromycetes; Diversisporales; Gigasporaceae.